AUGUCGGCGAGACAACCACGCUUCAACCAACAAAUCCUCAUCGACACCACCCCCCUCCCCGACUCCGUCCCAAAAGUCGAGGAAAUCGGCGCCUCCUCCGCCCCGCUCCUCAGCGCCUCCUUCUUCAUCGGCGCCCGCUGCAAAGCCUACAAUGACGACUUCAUGCAAUGCAAGACCGAGGCCAACGGUAGCGGCGAGAUCGACUGUAUGCGGGAAGGCCGGAAGGUGACGCGGUGUGCGACGAGUGUGCUGGAGGAUAUCAAUAAGAGCUGUCUGGAUGUGUUCCGGCAGCAUUGGGAGUGCUUGGAUGACAAUAAUCAGCAGUUGUGGCAAUGUCGGAAGAAGGAGAGGGCGUUGAAUAAGUGCGUGUUCGAGAACUUGAAGAUGGAAAAGGUCAUUCCUGGCACACCGGAGAAGGAGACGCCAGUACAUCUACGGAAGCGGCAGAUCUUUGCGCAUUCGGUUGCUUCACAAUAA
Molecule: messenger RNA, 477 nt
Organism: Baudoinia panamericana UAMH 10762
Lineage: Eukaryota; Fungi; Ascomycota; Dothideomycetes; Mycosphaerellales; Teratosphaeriaceae
Exons: 3
Coding region: 1-477 (158 amino acids)
Biological process (GO): mitochondrial electron transport, NADH to ubiquinone
Source: RefSeq, a predicted model, not a curated record